CUCAUCUAUACGGACAAUUAUUUUAAAGAAGUUGAGUUUGUUAUGUUUCCGAUAGUAUAAAGAAUGCAUUAUCUACAUUAUCUUUUCUUCCUUUCUCUUUCUUUGAUUCGUAUUCAAUAUGCAACUUUAUUUUGCUUCAUGGCUGUCAUUGGCUGUGGCAUUGGUAUCUUUUUCGGGAGCUGACCCUUUACCCGGUAGUCCUUUAAUGCAUCCACCAAAACCACCUUUGAAAGGGCCCUAUGUAGCGCCUACUUCACCUAAAUAUGACUAUGCAGAAGUAUUGCAUAAAAGCUAUUUGUUUUAUCAUGCUCAAAAAUCAGGCGUUUUACCCUAUCAACGACUUGCCUGGCGAUCUGAUUCUUGUAAGGUUUGUGUAGGUGAUUUUGGUGAAGAUUUAUCACGUGGUUGGUACGAAGCAGCCAACACAAUGAAAUGGGGAUUGCCUCUGGGCUGGACAAUGACUCAAUUGGCUUUCAAUAUCAUGGUGUUUGAAGACGCUAUGAAUUCUGUGGAUGAACUGGCAGAAGGUCUUGAACUAUUGAAAUGGGGAGCAGAUUAUAUCACCAAUGCUCAUUACAAUGACACUUAUAUCGUGGGUCAAUUAGGUACAUCAGCUAUUGGCCCUAUAUCGAAAACAGUUGAACUGGAUGUUGACUUCAAUUAUUGGGGUCCACCUGAAGAGUUUGAGGAAUGGGUACCCACAGGCCUUCCUCAUAAAGCAGCCUAUAUCUCACCCGAUAAUCCAUCCUCCGAAAUUAUUGGCGAGUACAGUGCUGCCUUGGCUGCGACUGCUAUCUCCUGGCGAAAGCAUAAUGCUACUUACGCUGACGAGCUUAUAAACCAUGCUAAACGUCUUUAUAAAUUUGCCACAGAUCAUCCUGGAAGUUAUGUUACUUCUCGCGAUAACGCACUUCAAUGGGCUACUUUUUGGUAUCCUUCUACACGCUACGAAGAUGAGCUUGCCUGGAGUGCAGCAUGGAUUUACGCAGCCACCAAAGAUCCUUAUUAUUUAGAAGAAGCUAAUAAAUGGUACACGAAUUCUACAGAUUCAUGGACCGAGUAUUCAUGGGAUGAAAAAGGCGGUGGAUUACACGUCUUGCUCUAUACGAUUACCAAGGAUCCCAAAUACUACAAGAAUGCCAUGGUAUAUUUCAACCAGUUUUUGCCUAAUCCUAAACAAAUUGUCAAGUUUACUCCUCGUGGACUAGCCUAUAUCGAUCAUUGGGGUUCAGUGGGUUAUUCUGGCAACGUGGCCUUCUUGAUGCUGGCUUUUGCAAAAGCUGUUGGUUAUGAGUCACAACAAGCCAAGGCCAUGACAACUUUUGCUAUUCAACAAAUCAACUAUGCUUUAGGUGAUUACGGUUACAGUUGGGUCGUUGGGUUUGGUGAUAAUUAUCCUACAAAACCCUACCAUAAAUCAUCUUACAAUUCUUAUAUUGACUAUCCCAUGCGAGGCGAAUUUCAAGAUAAGGUAGAAGGCGAUUUCUCGGAGUCCAAGACAAAGCAACGAUUUAUUCUCUACGGUGCCGUUGAAGGCGGACCUAACAUUGACGAUACUUGGUAUGAUGAUCGCUCCAAUUACGAAUACUCUGAAGUGACACAGGACUACAAUGCUGCUUGGACAGGUGCCAUUGCUGGCUUGAUUGAUUUCUAUGGUGCUAAUCAGUUUGAGCCUUAUACUGAUUGCGAACUCGAUUUGGGCUGGUCUCAUAAAAAUGCUUCUACGCCACCUGCUUGGCCAGAAGAUGAUUGUUACCAUACAUGUAAUAAGGGCUGUCCUCGUGGUCAAAUGAAAUCCUCUUAUUCUUGGAAAUUAUUGAUGGAGCCUGCUGAAGACCUCUCAAAACAUUUAGAAGUACUUUAUCCAGGCAAAGGGUUGAGUAAGGCAGCUGCUCUUGAAGGUAAAUCCCUUGAAGAUUUGAAAGCGAUGGGUAUUGUGAAUGAAGACUAUAAAGAAGGUGAUCCCUAUCAAGAAGCCAUCGUUGUCAAGCAUGCUGACGACAAUUAUGAAAAAACACCCAAUUCAGCAACAAAACAUGCCAUCUCAUGGAGUUCUUUUGGACUUCUUGUUUAUUCAUUACUUGUCCUUUGUAUCAAAUAAAUCAAAUGUGCGUGUAACCAAAAAUAUAUAUAUA
Molecule: messenger RNA, 2135 nt
Organism: Gilbertella persicaria
Lineage: Eukaryota; Fungi; Mucoromycota; Mucoromycetes; Mucorales; Choanephoraceae
Product: Six-hairpin glycosidase-like protein
Exons: 2
Coding region: 119-2101 (660 amino acids)
Biological process (GO): carbohydrate metabolic process
Molecular function (GO): hydrolase activity, hydrolyzing O-glycosyl compounds
Source: RefSeq, a predicted model, not a curated record